AUGAGCAAUAUUGUACGACAAAGUAAAUUUCGGCAUGUCUUCUGUAAACCUGUAAAGCAUGAACAAUGCAUGUCCGAUAUACGCAUCACCGAAAUUACAUGGGAUUCAUUGUUCUGCGCUUGUAACUCAAAAUUUAUUGCAAUAAUCUGCAAAGGAGCCGGUGGACCAUUUUUGGUCAUACCUAUCAAUAAGGUUGGGCGUAUUGAAAAAGACUAUCCUUUCGUGGAUGCUCAUCGUGCUCCAUGUCUUGAAGUAGCUUGGAGUCCUUUUAAUGAUAAUGUUAUUGCCAGCUGUUCAGAGGAUACUACUUGCAAGGUAUGGUUAAUUCCGCAAAAUGGUUUAAUUCGUACGAUUAAUCAACCGGUGGUUGAGCUAUGCGGUCAUCAGAAACGCGUGAAUACUUUAGCAUGGCAUCCAACAGCUAGCAAUAUUCUGCUUACAGCUGGUGGCGAAAAUAAAUUAUUAAUUUGGAAUGUUGGUACGGGUGAUGCUUUACUGGAAAUUAGUGGUCAUCCGGAUAUGAUAUGGUCUGUAUCUUUCAACUAUGAUGGAAGUCGCUUCGUGACAACAUCUAAAGAUAGAAAAAUACGGGUAAUCGACUCUCACACGGGUGAGGUGCUUCAUCAGGGUAAUGGACAUGAAGGAGUGAAACCACAACGCGCAAUUUUUCUUAAAGAUGGCAGAAUCCUUACUACUGGCUUCACGAAACGUUCUGAAAGGCUUUACGCACUUCGAACACAAGAGAAUUUGGAUGAACCAUUAAUACAAGAGGAGCUUGAUACAAGUAAUGGUGUUUUGUUCCCAUUGUAUGAUGAGGACAGUGGUCUUGUUUAUCUAGCAGGCAAGGGUGACUGUGCUAUACGAUACUAUGAAGUGAACAAUGAAUAUCCAUUUGUACAUUAUAUCAACACAUAUACGACAUCAGAACCUCAGCGUGGUAUUGCAUUCAUGCCGAAAUUGGGUCUCAAUUCUAAUGAAAAUGAAAUUGCACGCAUAUACAAAGUAACGACAAAAGGAAUUGUCGAUGAAUUGCAAUUUUUUGUUCCGAGAAAAUCUGAUUUAUAUCAGGCAGAUUUAUAUCCAGAUACUCGAAGCCACGUACCAGCAUUGACCGCGGAACAGUUUAUUGAAGGUCAAAAUGCUCCACCAAACUUGGUCCCAGUAAAUCCAGAUGCUGCUGUUGCUAAGCCUAAAAUACAAGUAGCGAAAAAAGCCAAUAUCCUUGCUAAUCUUCCUCCCAGCCAGGAACUGGUUACAUCACGUUCACAGGCCGAACAACGGAUAUCAUCACAUGAGGAUAUACGUCACAAGGAGCCAACUCCGACAGCCCAUCAAUCCAGACCGAGAAGCAUGCUUGCUGGACCACUUGACGAAGAGACCGGUAUUAUCAGGAUAGAACGUGGUGGUCCAGAACGUGAACAGCGACCACAAAAUCCACGCAGUCCAGAACGGUCGAAUACAAUAAUACCGCGGCAACAGGUACAUUUACGAUCGCAUGUCGAAAGAGAUGGUGCGCAGACAACACCUGGUCAGAGAAGAAUAACCGCUGAUUUAGAACGUAUCAAACGAGCAAAAGACCGGGAGCCGGAUCGAGAAGAGCUUGCUCCGCCACCACAAAUGCGCAGUAAUUCGGUUUCACCGAGACAGAGUGUGAGUGGACCUUCCGAGUCAAGUUCAGUAGAAGACCUGCUAUCGGAUCUGAACAAGAUCAAAGCUAUCUUGCGGCAACACGAAAGAAGAAUUCGCUUAUUGGAGGACGAAGUAGCCGAUAAAAAUAUGGCUGAUACGUAUAAUUUUUAG
This is a messenger RNA of Acanthocheilonema viteae, 1800 nucleotides long. The record is from the annotation of a GenBank genome assembly. Lineage: Eukaryota; Metazoa; Nematoda; Chromadorea; Rhabditida; Onchocercidae.